AUGGAGAGAUUAAACCAAUUACUGGGCCAACUUUCAGCUUCUAAGGCUGAUGCCAUCAGACAAAAGAACCCUGAUGAUGUCGUUAUUGUCGGUGCUUAUAGAACUGCUAUUGGUAAAGCCCGGAAGGGAAGUUUUAAAGAAACUGGAUCUGAUUAUCUUUUAAGCCAAUUAUUCAAGGAAUUAUUGAAGAAGACUGGUGUUGAUGCGAGUUUGAUUGAAGAUGUCACUGUAGGUAAUGUUUUAAACCCUGCUGCUGGUGCUACCGAACAUAGAGCCGCUUCCUUGGCUUCUGGUAUUCCUGAUACAGCUGCUUUCGUGGCCAUUAACAGACAAUGCUCUUCUGGUUUGAUGGCUAUUGGUGAUAUUGCCAACAAGAUCAAGUGUGGUGAAAUUGAUUGUGGGUUGGCUGCUGGUGUCGAAUCUAUGUCGACCAAUUGGGUUGCCGGACCAUUAGGUAAGCUUUCUCCCGCUUUGGAGAAGGAUGAAGAAGCUAAGAAGUGUUUGAUUCCAAUGGGUAUUACUAGUGAAAACGUUGCGCAAAAGUAUCAAAUCUCAAGAGCUGAAUGUGAUGCUUUCUCUGCAAAGUCAUAUGCAAAGGCUGCUGAAGCUGUAGCAUCUGGUAAAUUUAAAGAUGAAAUUUUACCUAUUGAAGUCUCUAUCACCGAAACCAAAGGUGGUCCCUCCAAAAGAGUCGUGGUUGACACAGAUGAGGGUCCAAGAAAGGGUGUUACUGCUGAAUCCUUAGGAAAGUUGAAGCCUUCAUUCAGAGCUGAUGGUAUAACCCAUGCUGGCAAUGCAUCUCAAGUUUCUGAUGGUGCAGCCGCUGUUCUCUUGAUGAGAAGAUCGUUAGCAGAAUCAAAAGGUUAUCCAAUCCAAGGUAAGUUUGUCUUGUGCUCUUCAGUCGGUGUCCCACCAGAAAUAAUGGGUGUUGGACCUGCUUAUGCUAUUCCACGAGUCUUACAAAAAUGUGGAAUAACCAUAGAUGAUGUUGCAGUCUUUGAAGUCAAUGAGGCCUUUGCAACUCAAUGUAUUUACUCACAGAAACAAUGUAACAUUCCUGAUGCUAAGUUGAACCCUAACGGUGGUGCUAUUGCCUUGG
Molecule: messenger RNA, 1099 nt
Organism: Lizanozyma spartinae
Lineage: Eukaryota; Fungi; Ascomycota; Pichiomycetes; Serinales; Debaryomycetaceae
Product: 3-ketoacyl-CoA thiolase with broad chain length specificity
Exons: 1
Biological process (GO): phenylacetate catabolic process; fatty acid beta-oxidation
Cellular component (GO): peroxisome
Molecular function (GO): acetyl-CoA C-acyltransferase activity
Source: RefSeq, a predicted model, not a curated record